AUGGAGCCCGCCGAAAUCAUAGCGUCUGUGAACCGGGAGAACGCUGAGUUGAAGAACCAAAAUCAAAGACUUCUCGGCCAGGUACAAGAAACUCAGGACCAACUUUUUGAAGCGCGUUCGCUGAACAAUAUAUUCCAACAUACGUUUCAAGCCCAAGCUAUCGAGAUCUGCUCAGCUACUGAGACGAUUAACAACCUCCACCACUAUAACUACUUUCUACAAAGUUACAUAGCUCGUGUCGAACAAGAAUCAGAGCAAGCAAAGCUAGCAUGUAGGCAGACGACCGAGUAUUAUGAACGGGAAAUCGCCGCCGGAAGCUGGUCGGGUCACCAAUGGAGCCAGGAAGCGGCAAACCUCAGCUCCAGCACAAGGGAUCUUCAUCACAAUGCCUUGAACAACUUUAAGGCUAGUAAUACAAGUGAUGAACAGAAAAAGGACCUCAUACAGAAGAUUAUGGAAAUCAAGUCGACUGUUUUGUUGAAGGAGAUCCAGAACAACAACCUCAAGCAUGCCCUUGAGGAUCACAGAGCUCGUCUGAAGCAGAUUUGCAUCAGAUCUUCUACAAUGAUCGAGACUCGGAACGAUUUGAAUCGCAAACUUGCCGAGACAAACAUUGUGCUUUGCUCGAAGGCGGGAAAGAACGCGCGCGCUCUUAGUAUGGCUAAGAGGGAAAAAGGAGGCUUGCAAAAGAAGAUCAAGGAUGCUGAGGAGGAAUUACAAAAGUGCCGAGAAACAGAGAAGCAACUGAACGAGGCUAUCAAGAGAGAAAUGCAACUUCAGCAUGAAUGCCAGCUUUCACUUGCCGAAGCAGAGGACCUCCGCAUUUCGAAUGACUUCUACAAGCGCGAGGAUGCAAAUCAGACGCAAACUAUUUCUAGUCUAAAAAGACUGGUAGCAAAUUUACAGAAGACAGAGCGGGACGAAGGAUACACGAAAACUAUCGCCAAACACGAGGCUGAGAUUGCGCAGCUUGUUGCGAACCAGGCGCGACUCAGAGACGAGAUUCGAAAGCAACAAGAGAUUACCACUAAGGCUUUAGAGAUGAUGAAGGAGCAGAAGAAGAUUGCAAAUGAGGCAACAAAGGAGGUGGCUACUUACAAAGGACAUGCUCUGGCUCUAAAGCACUCGCUGCUAGUCAGCCUAUCGCAUACCAAGUUCGAAGUUGCCAUAAAAAUUGUUGAUAAUGUUUUUCAAGAAUUGAAAGAUAUCAAUUCUAAGGAAAAAGCAAAAUGGGCGAUUCACAGCAUCAUCGGCUAUCUUGAGCAACAAUCCAAAACGGUCGAAGACUACACCACGAAUGUAGCGUCAAAUAGUGCCGAGGUACAAGAACUGAUAGAAGAUCUUCAAGGCCAGACUCCAAAGGAAGCAAGGCCAGAUGAGUUAGAUGGCUUCAUUGGGUAUGUGCGAGGGUUGCAGCAUAGGCUCGAGGGAGAGGCUGCGCAGAGGAUGAAGCUUGACGUCUAG
Exserohilum turcica Et28A is the source of this 1464-nucleotide messenger RNA. RefSeq lists its product as uncharacterized. The transcript has a single exon. NCBI's taxonomy places the organism in Eukaryota, Fungi, Ascomycota, Dothideomycetes, Pleosporales, Pleosporaceae. The coding region runs from base 1 to 1464 and encodes 487 amino acids. The record is from RefSeq and is a predicted model, not a curated record.